Beauveria bassiana ARSEF 2860 is the source of this 1590-nucleotide messenger RNA. RefSeq names its product glutamate decarboxylase. The record is from RefSeq and is a predicted model, not a curated record. Bases 1 to 1590 code for a protein of 529 amino acids. Gene Ontology annotation, cellular component: cytosol. The transcript has 4 exons. Gene Ontology annotation, biological process: L-glutamate catabolic process. Lineage: Eukaryota; Fungi; Ascomycota; Sordariomycetes; Hypocreales; Cordycipitaceae. Gene Ontology annotation, molecular function: pyridoxal phosphate binding; glutamate decarboxylase activity.
AUGGUCCAUCUCUCUCGCGUCCAGACCGGCCUCGAGGGCCCAAAGGCCGAGCAGUCCACCACCAGCGCCGACAAACUCCACCACAAGGCCUCGCAGCUGCAUCUCGCCGACUAUAAUGACGACUUUACCACGUCCGUCUAUGGCUCCCGCUUCGCCCGCGAAGACCUGCCCAAGAACAGCAUGCCCGAGGGCGAGAUGCCCAAGGAGGUGGCCUACCAGAUGAUCAAGGACCAGCUCAGCCUCGACGGGAACCCCAAGCUCAACCUUGCUUCUUUCGUCUCGACCUACAUGACACAGGAAGAAGAAGCUCUCAAGCUCAUGACGGACGCAUUUCCCACCAACUUCAUCGACUACGAAGAGUAUCCCUACACUGCCGACAUCCAGAACCGCUGCGUCAACAUGAUUGCCAAUCUAUUUCACGCGCCCUCUGACGACGCCAUUGGCACCUCGACCGUCGGCUCCUCCGAGGCCAUCAUGCUCGCCGUCCUCGCCAUGAAGCGCCGCUGGAAGCAAGCCCGCCAGGCCGCCGGCAAGCCCUCCGACCGCCCCAACAUCAUCAUGUCGUCCGCCGUUCAGGUCUGCUGGGAAAAGGCCGCCCGCUACUUUGAGAUUGACGAAAAGUACGUCGACUGCGCCCGUGAUCGUUUCGUCAUCGACCCCGCCACCGCCGUCUCCCUCGUCGACGAGAACACCAUUGGCAUCGUCUCCAUCCUCGGCACCACCUACACCGGCCACUACGAGGACACAAAGGCCAUCAACGACCUACUCGUCGAAAAGAACAUUGACUGCCCCAUACACGUCGACGCGGCCUCGGGCGGCUUCGUCGCUCCGUUUGUCGUUCCGGAUCUGGAGUGGGAUUUCCGCCUGCCCAAGGUGGUCUCCAUCAACGUCUCUGGUCACAAGUACGGCCUCGUUCACCCCGGCGUUGGUUGGGCCGUCUGGCGCUCUUGCGAGUACCUCCCCAAGGAUCUCAUCUUCAACAUCAACUACCUCGGCGCCGAGCAGUCUUCCUUCACCCUUAAUUUCUCCAAGGGCGCCUCUCAGGUCAUCGGCCAGUACUACCAGCUCAUUCGCCUUGGCAAGCAUGGCUACCACGCCAUCAUGAGCAACCUCAUCCGCACCGCUGACCACCUCGCGGCCGGCCUCGAGGAGCUCAACUUCGUCAUCAUGUCCGAAAAGUCGGGCGAGGGCCUGCCCCUCGUGGCGUUCCGCUUCGCCGAGGGCGACGAGCGCGGCGCCAUUGCUGACCGCGUCUUUGACGAGUUUGCCCUCGCCGCCCACCUGCGCGCCCGCGGCUGGAUCGUCCCCGCCUACACCAUGGCCCCCAAGACAAACAACCUCAAGAUGCUGCGCGUUGUCUGCCGCGCGGACUUUUCCCGCAGCCGUGCCGACGACCUCAUCUCCGACAUCAAGCUGUGUCUCAACCUGCUCGCCACAUUGGACAAGGAGUCUAUGGAGCGCGCCAAACAGUACGUGCGGCAGCACGUCUCGUCGCACGGCAAGAAGAAGCACGAGCACUCGCCACACGAGUACAAGAACGAGGAGCACUCCCUGCAAGGCAAGACGGGCAAGACACACGCCGUCUGCUAA